This is a messenger RNA of Penicillium robsamsonii, 900 nucleotides long. RefSeq lists its product as uncharacterized. Lineage: Eukaryota; Fungi; Ascomycota; Eurotiomycetes; Eurotiales; Aspergillaceae. The transcript has 2 exons. Bases 1 to 900 code for a protein of 299 amino acids. The record is from RefSeq and is a predicted model, not a curated record.
AUGUCUUACAACGAUAACCAAUACGGCGGUGGCGCUAGCAACAGCUACUACAACACCGACAACAACAAUAACAACAUCAACAACUCCUACGGUGGAUCUGGUGGCUACGGCAACUCUUCUAACGAGCGUCGCUCGAACGAAGGCUACGGUAAUCAGAACCAAGGCUACAACAACAACGGCCGUCAGGAGUCUCACGGUUACGGAAACAACAACAACUCCGGCUACGGCAACUCCAACGAGGGCCGCAACAACUCCGGUUACGGCAACUCCAACGAGAGCCACAACAAUUCCGGCUACGGCAACUCCUCCAACGAGGGUUACGGAAACCAGAACCAAGGUUACAACAACAACGGCCGUCAAGAAUCCCAGAACUACAACUCCAACCAACACUCUUCCAACCACAACAACAAUGACUUCAGCAGCGCCGCCACCCACGCCCAGGAACACGACAGCAACGAAGACAAGUCCCUCUUCAGCAGUGCGUUGAACUUCCUCCAAAACCGCAAGUCCGACGACGACAUCGACGAGAAACACGCCGCCAAUGCCCACCAGGCCAUGUACGGCUCCGGCAAUGGCUCGAACACCACUCAUGAUUCCAAGACCGUUGGUGCCGGUGCUGCCAUGCAGGCUUUGAAGAUGUUCACUGGUGGCGGUGGAAGUGGAAGUGGAAAGAGUGAUGAGGGCAUGGAUAAGAACAAGCUUAUUGGGCUUGCUAUGGCUCAGGCUGGGAAGUUGUGGGAUGAGAAGAAUGGGUCUGGGGGUAAUGUGUCUGGUGAUAAGCAGUCUGCUGUGAACUCUGCGGCGGAGGUGGCGCUUAAGAUGUACAUGAAGAGUCAGGUUAGUGGUGGUAGCAGCGGUGGUGCUAGUGGACUUAUGAGUCUUGCGAGCAAGUUCUUGUAA